Molecule: messenger RNA, 1724 nt
Organism: Condylostylus longicornis
Lineage: Eukaryota; Metazoa; Arthropoda; Insecta; Diptera; Dolichopodidae
Gene: DEF8
Product: differentially expressed in FDCP 8 homolog
Exons: 7
Coding region: 110-1489 (459 amino acids)
Source: RefSeq, a predicted model, not a curated record
UUAAAAAAAUAUUUUUCAAAACAAAGAUGACAAUAUUCUUUUAAUAAAAAUUGAUAAAAGUUAUCAAAUUUAAACAUUUUCUUUAUUUUUUAAUGUUCGGAUAAAAAGUAUGAAUUCUUUAAGAGAAAGUCUUUCUAGUAUACCUGGCUCAAUAGCAAAUAUUGCCUUUGAAAAUCCUAUAACAUCGUAUUUAGGCUACAGUUCUACGCCAACAGCAACAUCUUCAACAGAAGAAAAUAGUUCAGAAAAAUCCCAGGCAAUUCCUGCAACCUUGAUAAAAGAGCAAUGGCAAUUAGUAUUAGGUCAUGAGGCAAGCUUGAAUGAAUUGGAAAUUGCAAUUGAAAAAUGUAAAGUUCUAGUUAUGGAAACAGAAGAGUGCACCGAAGAGAGAAAAUGGUUAGUUCGUCACUUAGUCGAACUACGAUUCCAUUAUAAAGAACUGCUCGAAGCUUCAAAUGAUUCAAAAAUUGUUUAUCCCGAAAAAAAAGUUCUUUUAGGACAUCAUUUUACAGUAAGACAAUCAAGAGGAUUACCACAAGGGAGACAAUAUUGUGAUCAUUGCACUGGUAUUGUUUGGAGUGUUGUACAAUCAUCAUAUAUUUGCUCUGACUGCGGUUUUGUCGUGCAUCAGAAAUGUAUUGACAAUGUUAUUAGAAUAUGUGCUCAUGUAAAAUUAAGUGAAAGAAAAUUUCCCAUAUUAGAAAUAUGUCCUGAAAUUGGAUUAGCUGCGCAAAAUUAUAAAUGUGCAGAAUGUCAAACUCCCUUGACUUUCAAUCUUCCUCAAAAUAUGACUUGUUUUGGUAACCAAGUAAAACAAGAUAAUUAUUGGCUGGAACCAAGAUUAUGUGACUACAGUGGAUUAUUUUAUUGCCCUACAUGUCAUUGGAACGAUUAUAUAUUAAUACCAGCGAGAGUUGUGCAUAAUUGGGAUUUCUCUUCAAGAAAAGUGUGUAGAGCUUCAUUUCAAGAAAUAACUCUAACGAUAGAUAAACCGUUGAUAAAACUAGAGGAAAUGAAUCCUAAAUUGUUUCAUUUUCUACAAAAAUUGGGAACAAUAAAAAAAAUUAGAGAAAAUUUGCAAUUUAUGAGAAAGUAUUUAUCUGAAUGCAGAAUAUCUUGCGAAGAAAAAUUAAUAGAUCAUAAUAUUGGCAAUAAACGGCAUUUAAUUCAAACACCUGAUGUAUAUUCUUUAGCUGAUUUGAUACAAGCUGAGUCUGGUGAUUUACUUGAUUUUCUAAAUAAAUUAUUUGAUACUUUUGAUAAACAUAUAAGAAAUUGUGAAAUUUGUUCUGGCAAAGCUUAUAUAUGCGAAAUAUGCAAUAAUAAAGAAGUACUAUACCCUUACGACGAUGGUUGCAUUCAUUGCACCAAAUGUAAUUCAAUUACCCAUCGAGCUUGUUGGAUCAGAAAAAAUUCAAUCUGUUUAAAAUGUACUAGAUUGGAAGAAAGAAAAAAUUUAUUAGAAAAACAAAUUUCAGAGGAAAAAUAAUUCUAUUUAUUAUUUUUCGUUUAUGUUUUUGGUUAAUUUUUCUACAAAUUAAGUAAAGAUUUUAAAUAACAUAAAAACAAUUUUUUUUUAAAGAAUUUAUUAACAAAUUUUAUUAAGAGUAGCAAUAUUAAUUGUUACAUAAAAUUUAUUUUAAAAUUAAAUUUAUUUUAAUAAAUUAAUAAUUUAAUUAUUAAAAAAAAUUUUUUAAACAUUUUUUAAUAUAUUAAUGUGAUAA